Myxocyprinus asiaticus (Chinese sucker) is the source of this 3742-nucleotide messenger RNA. Its product is annotated as complement factor H-like. The transcript is spliced from 23 exons. The record is from RefSeq and is a predicted model, not a curated record. The coding region runs from base 69 to 3623 and encodes 1184 amino acids. Lineage: Eukaryota; Metazoa; Chordata; Actinopteri; Cypriniformes; Catostomidae.
GGUAGAAUUUCAGAGACAAAGAUUAAAAAAGCUACAAUCAUUUGUGAAGUGAGCUUACACUCUCAAAAAUGAGAGUUUCUGUAAAAAUCCUCGGCUUUGCCUGUUUGGUUUUUUCCUUUACAUAUGUGCAAGCUCAAGAAUGUCUUGGAAAGGACAUUAAAUAUGAAAACAUAGAACAAGUGGAGAAAGAUUCCUACGCUAAUAAUGAAAUGGUGAAAAUUAACUGCCAACCAGGCUUUACCGGCAUGUACAGAUUGAAGUGUGUCAAUGGAAAUUGGGAGAAAAACAUUGCACGAAGCUGCAAAAAGAAAAAAUGUGGUCACCCAGGGGAUGCACCAAAUGGUGAUUUUAAGCUUGUAGAUGGAACAGAGUUUGUUUUUGGAGCAACAGUGGAGUAUACUUGCAAGACAGGGUAUGAAAUGGCAAGCAGAAUAACUCGGCGUAACUGCAGAAGCCAAGGGUGGGAUAAUGCUAUCCCUGUCUGUGAGGUGGUGAAGUGUGGUGCGAUUCACACAGAAGGGGAUGUGACUGCAUCAGGCAACACAGAGGAGGGAAGUUAUGGUGAUGUCAUUCACUUUGAGUGUGUAUCUCCUGACAAAAAGUUAGAUGGAAGUAGGGACAUUCAUUGCAAGGAGAAUGGUGCUUGGAGUGACUCUGUUCCAAAUUGCAUAGAGAUAACAUGCCCAGCACCUAAAAUACCACACGGGAGUAUUUCCUCGCCAAAAGAGUACCAGAAAGAAUACAAGAAAGAUGAAACAUUGAAAUACAGAUGUGAUAGAGGAUACAAGUCCAGAGAGGGAAGCCCAAAAUGCACUAAAUAUGGCUGGAGUCUGAACCCAGAGUGUGAAGAAAUAACUUGUCAGAUUAAGGCAAGCAGAUAUGGAAUAGAAACAAUCGAACCAGAAGGAAAAACAAAUUUCAGAGUUGGAGAAAUUGUGGAAAUUACCUGUUCUGAAAGACACUGGUUCAUUGGCACAAAAGAAACCACAAAAUCAAUUACAUGCCAAGAUGACGGGCAAUGGGAAUACGAGCCUACUUGUGUGGAUAUUAAAUGUGAAGUUCCACGUGACAAGCAUGUUGCUAGAUUUUACUAUUACUAUAGUGCAGACUUGAAAUUGGAUGCAAAAAUAACUUACGCUUGUAAGCAUGGAUUUCGUAAUACGGGACAGGUGGUCACAUGUACACGAGACGGCUGGAAACCAGAUACACUGUGUGUUGAAAUUAUGUGUGAAGCACCAAAAAUACCAAAUGCAGAAAUUGUGGGAGAUCAGAAAGAAAACUACAAAGUCACUUCAAGAAUAGUGUAUAAUUGUCUUCCUGGAUUUGAACCAGAGAAGGGUGUACCAAUCACCUGUAAUUCUCAGGGCCAAUGGACAGGCAUUCAGCACUGCACCGAAAAAAAAGGAUUUUGCCCUACUCCAUCCUUGGAAAAUGGGUUUAUAAACAGAGCCUCCCCAAAUGAGGAAGAGAUAUUUUACUCAUGCAGUACAGGUUAUAAACCAUUCAGUGGGUCCUGGUGGGAAUCAGUGACAUGCAACGAGGGAUCUUGGUCUGUUGAGCCAUGGUGUAUCAGGGAGGAAGAAUGUGGUGCUUUUCCCAAAGUCAAUAAUGGAAAAGUGAAACAAACAAAAAAUCAUGAUGGAGAAUUUGCAGAACUGGAAUGUGAUCCAGGAUUCAAAUCAACAAAUAGCCCAAUAAAAUGUGUCAAUGGUACAUGGGAGACACCAAUCUGUGAGGUGGAUGUGCGUUGUGACAUCCCUCCAAAGGUGGAAAAUGCUGUCGUAAUCUCUAAACCUCAAGAAUUUUAUCCUGAAGGCUCUUAUGUAAUAUACAAAUGUCGAAACUCAUACACGAUGAGCGGGGAUAGAAAAGUUUUCUGCCACAAUGAGACUUGGGAAAAAGUACCUGCAUGUGAAAUUUUCUGUUCAGAACCUCUUCAGAAAGUAAACAAUGCCACACUGGUAGAUAAAAACCAAGGAGAGAAAAAAUAUCCACAUGGAGAUACAGUGCGCUAUGAGUGUGUUGAGGGGUUUGAGUCUAAGGAAGAGACCACUGCUAAGUGUGAUGCACAAACCUGGAUUUACCCGGAAUGUAAUAAAAAAUCUCAGUGCUCCAAACCAACAGAGUACAUGGAGUUUGUGACACUGUUAAAUGAGAAAAAUGUGUACAACAACUUAGAAAAUGUGACAUACAAAUGCAAUCAUCCGUAUGAUGAAAUUCCUGAAGGAACUUGGACGUGUAAAAAUGAAAAAUGGCAUGGAACGUUUGUCUGCACAAAAAUAACUUGUCAGAUUAAGGCAAGCAGAUAUGGAAUAGAAACAAUCGAACCAGAAGGAAAAACAAAUUUCAGAGUUGGAGAAAUUGUGGAAAUUACCUGUUCUGAAAGACACUGGUUCAUUGGCACAAAAGAAACCACAAAAUCAAUUACAUGCCAAGAUGACGGGCAAUGGGAUUACGAGCCUACUUGUGUGGAUAUUAAAUGUGAAGUUCCACGUGACAAGCAUGUUGCUAGAUUUUACAAUACAUUUAGUGCAGACUUGAAAUUGGAUGCAAAAAUAUCUUACACUUGUAAGCAUGGAUUUCGUAAAAUGGGACAGGUGGCCACAUGUACACGAGACGGCUGGAAACCAGAUCCACUGUGUGCUGGGAAGGAAGAAUGUGGUGCUUUUCCCAAAGUCAAUAAUGGAAAAGUGAAACAAAUAAAAAAUAGUGAUGGAGAAUUUGCAGAAUUGGAAUGUGAUCCAGGAUUCAAAUCAACAAAUAGCCCAAUAAAAUGUGUCAAUGGUACAUGGGAGACACCAACCUGUGAGGUGGAUGUGCGUUGUGACGUCCCUCCAAAGGUGGAAAAUGCUGUCGUAAUCUCUAAACCUCAAGAAUUUUAUCCUGAAGGCUCUUAUGUAAUAUACAAAUGUCGAAACUCAUACACGAUGAGCGGGGAUAGAAACGUUUUCUGCCACAAUGAGACUUGGGAAAAAGUACCUGCAUGUGAAAUUUUCUGUUCAGAACCUCUUCAGAAAGUAAACAAUGCCACACUGGUAGAUAAAAACCAAGGAGAGAAAAAAUAUCCACAUGGAGAUACAGUGCGCUAUGAGUGUGUUGAGGGGUUUGAGUCUAAGGAAGAGACCACUGCUAAGUGUGAUGCACAAACCUGGAUUUACCCGGAAUGUAAUAAAAAAUCUCAGUGCUCCAAACCAACAGAGUACAUGGAGUUUGUGACACUGUUAAAUGAGAAAAAUGUGUACAACAACUUAGAAAAUGUGACAUACAAAUGCAAUCAUCCGUAUGAUGAAAUUCCUGAAGGAACUUGGACGUGUAAAAAUGAAAAAUGGCAUGGAACGUUUGUCUGCACAAGAAAGACCUGUCCACCACCACCACCUCAUCUUGAACAUGGAGACAUUAAAAUAUAUAGAAAUGAAGAUCACUGUGAAAUAACACCUGACAUUAUUGAGAAGUACAAUCUACAGCCCCUCCAAGAAAAGGUCUGUGUGAUGCAUGGUUACCCGUAUAGACUUAGUUGCAAGUCUGGAUGGAAUACUGGAGAUUGGGGGAGACAUGAAUAUCUGGACGUGUCGUGCUCUAAUGGAGAGAUAAAAUCAGAAAAAAGUUGCUAUGAACAAAAUUGACUUGGUUGAAAAGAAAACGAGUGGAAACACUGAGGUAAUAAAACAAUGAAUUUCAGAGAGUGUUCUUUUAGAGGCACUAAAAAAAUGAACCACAAAUAAAACAUUUUGAAAAAAAAAAA